Messenger RNA from Acanthoscelides obtectus, 209 nucleotides. NCBI's taxonomy places the organism in Eukaryota, Metazoa, Arthropoda, Insecta, Coleoptera, Chrysomelidae. The record is from the annotation of a GenBank genome assembly.
AUGGAGGAUGGUCCAAUAAUUCCACGUUUUCUUCCGUUAAAUACUGCCUUGUUCUUUGGGCUGUGUGCGAGCUUGCAUUGGUGGAGGAUGAUUCUUCUUUCGGGGUUGAUUUUUCGAAGCUCGGUGAUGACUUUUGGUGAACAAAUGGUGGUAUUCCAAUCCGCAGUAACAGUUCUUUGCUCAUUAAGAGAAAUUGUUGCAAUAUGAGC